AUGUCGAACGAAGGACAGAACCUGCUAAGCAUUCCGAAAUUUGACGGCGAUUAUGAUCAUUGGAGAUUGUUGAUGGAAAAUCUCCUUCGGUCGAAAGAAUGGUGGCACCUGAUUGAGCCUGGCUACGUUGAGCCGGCGGCAGGCGUAAGAGAGACAGASGCGGAGAAGACUGCACGAGAGCAGUUGAAGCUGAAAGAUUUAAAGGUAAAAAACUAUCUUUUUUCAGCAAUCGAUAAGAAUGUUCUGAGGACUAUUCUGCAGAAGGAGACCUCUGCACAACUUUGGGAGUCUUUGAGGAAAAAAUACCAAGGUAAUGCRAAGGUAAAGAGAGCUCACCUACAAGCCCUCAGAAGAGAAUUCGAAGUAUUAGAGAUGAMAGAUGGAGAAACUAUAACCGAUUACUUCUCGAGAGUAAUGCUGGUGGUAAACAACAUGAGCAACAAUGGAGAAGUAAUGCGGGAAUCACAGAUUGUAGAAAAGAUUUUGAGAACUCUCACGGAGAAGUUUAACUACAUCGUGGUGUCCAUUGAAGAGUCCAAAGACAUCGCUAGUCUCUCCGUUGAUGAGCUUCAAAGUUCGUUGGUGGUUCAUGAACAAAAAUUCAGGAAGAAGGUUAAGGAAGAAGAACAUGUGCUGAAGGUGACUCAGGAAGAAGGAUUCGGAAGAGGUCGAGGUCGAAAUGCAAGUGGAAGCUAUAGGGGUCGAGGAAGACGGAGACCUUCACCAGGAAAGGCUGCCGUGGAGUGCUAUAGAUGUCACAGACUGGGACAUUWUCAAUUCGAGUGUCCAGAGUGGGGAAGAAGGGCCAACUUUGCAGAAAUGGAUGAAGAGGAGGAGGAGCUUAUGCUUAUGGCAUAUAUUGAACAUCAAGGUAGUUCAAUUGAGGAGUUUUGGUUCUUGGAUUCAGGCUGUAGUAACCACAUGAGUGGCAACGAAGAAUG
This is a messenger RNA of Cynara cardunculus var. scolymus (artichoke), 941 nucleotides long. RefSeq lists its product as uncharacterized. The record is from RefSeq and is a predicted model, not a curated record. NCBI's taxonomy places the organism in Eukaryota, Viridiplantae, Streptophyta, Magnoliopsida, Asterales, Asteraceae. The transcript has a single exon. The annotation marks the transcript as partial. Gene Ontology annotation, molecular function: zinc ion binding; nucleic acid binding.